Entelurus aequoreus (snake pipefish) is the source of this 967-nucleotide messenger RNA. RefSeq lists its product as uncharacterized. The record is from RefSeq and is a predicted model, not a curated record. The coding region runs from base 42 to 929 and encodes 295 amino acids. The transcript is spliced from 6 exons. NCBI's taxonomy places the organism in Eukaryota, Metazoa, Chordata, Actinopteri, Syngnathiformes, Syngnathidae.
AAGAGGAAGAAGGAAAACAAUGCCUAAAGCAGAGCUGGUUAAUGCCACCUCAACACAGGAUGGUGCCAAAGAGCUGUGGAAAAACAAGGUGCACAGGAGUGUGUCGCAAUCCACGGACCUGCACCGGGCGUGUCCAACAGGUGCAAAGUGGACACAAGCUCAGCUGUCCCGGCGAUGAAAUGGGGAAAUGCCCGCCACUUCCACUCGAAUCAACCGACUGUCGAAUGGGUUCCACGAACUGUCCGCGCCUUAAGUCCGGCUGGAAAUCGGGAGAAAUUUGGGAGAAUGGUUGUCCCGGGAGAUUUUCAGGAGAGGCACUGAAAUUCAGGAGUCUCCUGAAAAAUUCGGGAGGGUUGGCAAGUAUGACUCAUCCCGCGGGCCGGAUAAAACCUGUUCGCGGGCCUGAUCCGGCCCUCGGGCCGUACGUUUGGCCCAUCCUCACCAUUCCGGACCCGCAGCGCCAGUUCGUCGUGGAGGUGGACGCUUCUAAUGAAGGAGUGGGAGCGGUCCUGUCUCAACGUUCUCAACAGGACGGCAAGAUGCAUCCAUGUGCCUUUCUGUCGCGGCGGCUGUCCAAAGCUGAAAGAAACUAUGAUGUCGGCAAUCGUGAGUUGCUGGCGGUGAAGCUCGCCUUGGAGGAAUGGAGGCAUUGGCUUGAGGGGGCCGAACACCCGGUCAUCGUCUGGACAGAUCACAAGAACCUGGAAUACAUAAAGAAGGCUAAGAGACUCAACUCUCGCCAGGCCAGGUGGGCGCUUUUUUUUAAUCGCUUUUCCUUCUCGCUCUCCUACAGGCCGGGGUCCCGCAACGUCAAGCCAGACGCCUUGUCACGAUUAUUCGACCCCGAGCUUGAGGCCAAGCAACCUGAGACUAUCCUUCCACUGAACUGUGUGGUAGGAGCGGUAACUUGGCCAAUAGAAAAAGAGUGAGCUGCGUCCCCGGGUGAUUUAUUGGGCUCACACCUCGC